AUGAUAGAAAUGCACCAACAUCUCUAUUAGUGCCUCUAUCCCCAUCCUUCUACACCCGAUUUCCGCGCUUCCGUCGGUUCGCAUCCCAUGGCGUCUGAGGCGCAGCAACCCUUGGUGUCGUCUCACGCACAGCCUGCCAUGGCGUCGCCUCACGUACAGCAGUCCCGCCAGCAGUGGUGGAAACCAGAGCUAGGGUUCCCCUUCCCCUCCGCGUCUGUGCUCGCCUGCCAUGCGUCCGCGCUGCUGCUCGCGGGGAUCAUAAUAUACUGGGUCGUGGAGUUUUACGGUGGCGUCACCAGGGAAAUACAUUGGCAUCCUCUCCUCAUGACCAUCGGCUUCAUCAUCGUCUUCGGCCAAGGAAUCCUGGCCUACCGCCUGCUCCCCUUCUCAAGACCUGCUCGAAAGAUCGCUCAUCUGGUGAUUAACGGCGUGGCUCUGGUGCUGGCGCUGGUGGGAGUAACAGCCGUGUUCAAGUUUUACCAGAUCGAUUCUGUUCAGCACCUUUACAGCCUGCAUUCUUGGUGCGGCUCGGUGGUUCUCGUGCUCUUCGCCUGCCAGGUACUCCUAAAACCCCAACUCUUCGAAAUCUGUCCCAACCCUGAAACCCUAGUGCUGGGGAGGGGUGGUGGAGUUCCAAGGCUUACAAGUUCGAUUCGGUUGAGCACCUUCACAUGGAUCGCUGGUUUUUACACGUUCUUCUAUCCCACCAACACUUACACCGCCCGCGAAACUGCCAAGCCUUGGCACACCUUCAUGGGCAUCUUCCUAUUCUGCCUUGCGCUCGCCACUGCAUCGCAAGGCAUCGCCGAGAAAAUGGCGAAUACCUUCAACAAUGAGGGCGUCAGCAAAAGGAGCCUCUAUUCCGUUGUUGCGAAUCUGGUCGGCCUCGCGAUUUUCACCUACGGUGGAGUAGUUAUUUGGACGGCUACGGUAGUUGACAAGGCACAAGAAGAUGUUGCCUAUAGGAUAUUGGAAUGAUUUUUUUUAUUUUAUUUUUUUGGCCUGCUGCUCUUGUAUCUGAUGGAGGUAUGGCUGGCAUGGCUGGGAGCAUGGCUGGGAGCAUGGCUGGGGGCCUGGCUGGGGGCAUGACUGCUGGGAUGGCUAAAUUGUUGCCAUUUUGAUGGCUCAAGAGGCUCAACAGCAACAGCAGCAGCAGCAGCAGCAGCAGCGGCGGUCUCAGCACAUGGACCCUGUUGCAGUGGCAGGUU
Messenger RNA from Closterium sp. NIES-67, 1208 nucleotides. The record is from the annotation of a GenBank genome assembly. Lineage: Eukaryota; Viridiplantae; Streptophyta; Zygnematophyceae; Desmidiales; Closteriaceae.